CUUCCGAUUCCCAUUUUUGACGUUUUCCUUCGCUUCGCUCGUUUCAUUUUUGCCGGCUCGAUGAUAACGAUGAGAGGGAGCAGGCCUCUCUACUGCCACAGCGGCGGCGGUGGCGUAUGUAGCGGUGGCGCUCCAGCUCCCUCACUGUUUUCCCCUUCUCCAAAUCACACAGCUCGCCGGACCCAGUGUCUCUCCGUUUCCACUGCCGUGCCGGAAGUCUCGGACCAGCCCUCCGCGUUGCCACUCUCCCUCCGCCGCCGGCUUAUUCUCCUCCGUCACGCUGCGAGCAGGCUCAGCGACCGGCUCACUAAAGAUCAUGAUCGCCCAUUGAGUAAAGCAGGCAGAAAUGAUGCAAUAAGCAUCUCCAACAAGCUUCAGCAGAUGGGCUGGAUACCUGAGCUCAUUCUGUCAAGUGAUGCUGCCAGAACAAAGGAAACUCUUCAAAUCAUGCAAGAGAAUGCACAGGGAUUCUCUGAAGCAGAGGUAUAUUUCAUGCCAAGCUUUUAUCCUAUAGCAGCUAUGGACGGCCAGACAGCGGAGCACCUUCAGAAGGCUAUUUGUGAAUAUUCAAGGGAUGAGAUCCUUACAGUGAUGUGCAUGGGGCACAAUAGAGGCUGGGAGGAAGCAGCAUCAAUAUUCUCUGGUGCAGUGGUAGAACUUAAGACUUGCAAUGCAGCUUUACUUGAAUCUAAGGGAAAAUCAUGGGAGGAGGCUUUUGCACAAGCUGGCCUGGGGGGGUGGAGGCUACAUGAAGUGGUGACACCUUAAAUUCACGGACACCACAGAGAAUCCUGUUUAGUGAAACUCGAACCCAUUCAUCUUUCUCGGCAGUUAUCAGUGAGAGCAAUUUGUUGUUGCACUUCUCCACUGAGGGCUUCAUCUUGAAAAUGAAACCUGAUAUGAAAUAUUCUGAUGUGCUAUGUUUUCAUAUAUGCUAUUGUUGAGCCUUGUAGCAAAAACCAGGACAAGAAGAUUGUAUGCUUGUUGUAAAAAGUUUGAGGAAAUUAUUUAACCAGUUAAGUAAAAUUCUUAUGACCUUGUUGUA
This is a messenger RNA of Zingiber officinale, 1045 nucleotides long. RefSeq lists its product as uncharacterized. The transcript is spliced from 5 exons. The record is from RefSeq and is a predicted model, not a curated record. NCBI's taxonomy places the organism in Eukaryota, Viridiplantae, Streptophyta, Magnoliopsida, Zingiberales, Zingiberaceae. The coding region runs from base 61 to 768 and encodes 235 amino acids.